Culicoides brevitarsis is the source of this 6840-nucleotide messenger RNA. RefSeq names its product sortilin-related receptor-like. NCBI's taxonomy places the organism in Eukaryota, Metazoa, Arthropoda, Insecta, Diptera, Ceratopogonidae. The coding region runs from base 57 to 6551 and encodes 2164 amino acids. The transcript has 9 exons. Gene Ontology annotation, molecular function: protein binding. The record is from RefSeq and is a predicted model, not a curated record. Gene Ontology annotation, biological process: post-Golgi vesicle-mediated transport. Gene Ontology annotation, cellular component: membrane; Golgi apparatus.
AUCAGUCUUGAAGGAACUUUCGAUGAGAAAUAUCGUAAAUCAGUGUAUUUUUUAAUAUGAGGCGCUCUUGUAUAUUUUUAUUAGUGUUUUACCAAAUAAUAUUCCUAACAUAUCACAAUGUGUGCGGGCAAAAAGACAGUGCGAAACAGUUUUUAUUCGUCACAAAGGAUCCCGACAUCUUUACGCGUAAACCUAGCAGAAUCAAUAUAGAGGAAAAUACGUCGUCGUCCUCCGUGUUAGAACGCAGUAAACGCGACACAAAAAGUAGCCUUCCAUUCAGCUUGGAUAAUCGGGGCAAAAAUAUAUCAACAAUAGUAAAUAGAUUGAAUGAUUCUCAUGCUCAAUUGAUGGUGCAUUGGCUGGGCGAAGGCACAGAUGUGAUAAUUUGCUUGGCGCGUGAACCUCCAUUGGGUAUUUUAGAUGAUCCAAAGAAAUCUCCGCCGCCGUCGCCAUCAAGCGUUUUCCUGUCAUUCGAUUAUGGAGACACAUUUGCCGAUAAGAGUGAUCUGUUCAAUCUCACAAUUAAUGGAACGAGCAUUCGAUCGACCGUAGAUGAAUUUAUCACACACUUGAAGUUCAAUACCAUUGUCUUCACCGAUGCACGAAACAAAGCAAUAUUUUCGUCGAGUGACUAUGGUAGAACUUUCCAAAGUAGUCUUUUGGAUUUUAAACCGUCUGAUGUUACGUUUUACGAACAGGAUUCAAAGACAUUUUUAGCAUUGGAUAAAGAAGAUCCCGAAAGAAAGCUUUAUUAUACAACAGACCUUGGAAAGUCUUUCAACCUUUUACAAAGUCGCGUCAAAUCCUUUGUUUGGUCUUCGAUUGAAGGUUAUCCAGUUCAUUUGUACGUUGAACGAACAGAACUCACAAAUACAUCUUCAAUCAUCUUUUUGGAUGCUGCUGACUUGAUUGGAUUUAAAAUUGGCACGAAAAACAAGUUUAAUUUGCUCAUUGAGAAUGUUCAGGAAUUCUUCAUCAAGAAGGACUUUAUGUUCGCAACCCAAAAGAUACUCGACGAAACAAAAGUUUUGAUCUCAUAUCGUCGAGGUCGUUUCGUAAAAGCAACUUUUCAAACGGAAUUAGAUAUCAAAGGAAUUCACGUAGCAGAUGUCGAAGGCAAACGAAUUCUCUUGUCUGUCAUGCAUACGGAGAAAAUUUCGCAUUUGUACGUGUCUGAAUCGAAUGCCGACAUGAGCGAAAUUAAGUUUGUCCCAAGUUUGGAGAACAUUUUCAGUUAUUUGCCGAAUCAAAAUUGGCGUACAAGUUGGUUGGUUCAAACAUCGGAUGAGGCAUUCACGGAUUUGUACAAAGUUGAAGGGCUACAAGGCAUUUAUAUCGCAUCAAAAAUCAACAAAAUGCCUGCGGGAGAAUUAAUUUCGCCGGAUCAUCUCGUUUCUGUUAUUACAUUCGAUCAUGGAAGUACAUGGAGACCAAUAAGUGCUCCGACAGUUGACGAUGAAGGCGUGAAGAUUCAAAAUUGUAAAGAAUGUUCGUUGCAUUUGUCACAAAAAUUCAGUCAACUUUAUCCCGUAACACGUUCCGUGUCGAUCAUGAGCAGCAAAUCGGCGCCCGGAGUGAUAAUUGCUUCCGGAGUUAUCGGAAAAUCGUUAAAAGGUCAUCCGGGAGUAUUCAUUUCGCGUGAUGCUGGUUUAACGUGGAAACAAAUCCUGAAGAAUUAUUACUUUUUCAAUAUGGGCGAUCAUGGGGGAGUUUUAGUUGCUGUCAAGUAUUUCAAGAGCAAAGGAGAAACGAAUGAAAUUUUGUAUUCAACUGAUGAAGGAGAAACAUGGAAAUCGCAUCCAUUCCAUGCGAACGAUUUAAAAGUUUAUGGAUUAAUGACAGAACCGAACACGAAUACGACAAUUUUCACACUUUUCGGAUCUGAAGUUAAUGAACACAAAUGGCUUAUUAUCAAAAUCGACUUGAAAAAUGCCUUCACAGCAAAUUGCACGGAAGAUGAUUACAAGUUUUGGGCUCCCGGAUUGUAUUCCGAUGGAUCGUUGAUGCCUUGUUUGCUCGGGCAACGUCUCACGUAUCAACGAAGAAAGCCUCAUGCUCAAUGUCAUAACGGUUUAAACUAUGAGAGACCUUUCAAAACGGAGGUUUGCGGUUGUAACAAAUGGGAUUUCGAAUGUGACUUUGGUUUUACGAGACCAAGUCGCAGCAGUCAUUGCGUAAGAAACAAAACAAUUCCGAACUUCGAUCCAUUUGAACCGCCAAAAAGUUGUAAACCGGGCAAAUAUUACAACCGUACGAAAGGAUAUCGAAAAAUUGAUGGAGAUGUUUGUAUCGAAGGUUUUGCAAAUCCCUUCUUACCGCAAGAAAUUCCAUGUCCCGUGAAAUUUGAUAAGGAAUUCUUGAUUGUUGCGCAACGUGAUAAGAUUUCAUCGAUUGAUUUGUCAACAAAUUCAGCAGAAAUUUUACCCAUCAAAGGAGUGAAGAAUGUCAUUGCAAUUGACUUUGAUCGCAAACAUAAUUGCGUCUUUUGGGCAGAUAUUCUCUCCGAUACAAUAGGAAGACAAUGUCUCAAUGGCAAUGAAUCUGCGGAAAUUUUAGUUGAAACAGGCUUGGGAUCUGUCGAAGGAAUGUCUUACGAUUGGACUUCGGAGCUUUUGUACUUUGUCGAUGGAUUGCGGUUGAGAAUUGAAGCUGUUUACGUCGGAAAUACAACAAAUCACGGGCGUUUCCGAAAGACAAUUAUCGCAAAUUUGGCAAAACCUCGAGGAAUUGUCGUUCAUCCAUUGCAAGGUUACAUCUUUUGGACUGAUUGGAGUUCAACGAGACCUACAGUAUCUCGCGCCAACAUGGAUGGCAGUGAUAUGCGUGAACUUUUCAAGAAACCCGAUGUUAUUUGGCCCAAUGGAAUAACUGUCGAUUACUUUUCCGAUCGUAUCUAUUGGGUAGAUGCGAGUAAAGAUUAUAUUGCAAGCUCUGAUUUGCACGGCAACAAUUUCCAUAUCGUCAUGCAACAAGAUCCGCGUGUCGGGCAUCCUUUCGCAAUUGCAAUUUUCAAAGAUCUCAUGUAUUGGGACGAUUGGAAGAUGAAUUCUGUCUUCCAAGCUGACAAAGAUCAAGGCAUUAUGAUUCAGACAAUAACGCACAACAUGCAACAUCUCAUGGAUUUGAAACUUUUUGGUCAUUCGAUUCAAGAAGGCAACAAUUCUUGCUCAAAUAACAAACAUAACUGUGCUCAUGCGUGUGUUGCUGCUCCCGGAGGCAAAUUCAGUUGCUUGUGUCCCGAAGGAAUGGUUCAAAACAAAAAUGGAGAUUGUUUGUGUCCCGGAGGUUUGAAACCUUUUGGCAAUAAUACGUGCCCGCAAGCAGCUAAUACAUGCGCUCCCGGAUAUUUCACGUGCAAAAACAAGAUUUGUGUUCCGAAUACGUACAAAUGUGACGGCGAAGACGAUUGCGGCGAUAGAUCCGAUGAGGAAGGAUGCACAUCGAAUAAGCCUCCGUGUCCUCCGCAUAUGUUUACAUGCAAAACUGUCGAUAAAUGUAUUCCUGAUUACUUUGUGUGCGAUUACGACUCAGAUUGUCCCGAUGGAAGCGAUGAACAAAACUGCAAAGUUCCUGAAUGCAAAAGUUACGAGUUCAAGUGCGGCAAUGGAAGAUGCAUUAGUAGUAAAUGGGUUUGCGAUGGAGAAGAUGAUUGUCGGGAUGGAAGUGACGAAGUUUGUGAUCAAAAAUCUUCUGUAACAUGUAAAGCAGAUGAAUUUAAAUGUAAUUCGACAGGCAGCUGCAUUCCCGAUCAAUGGAGAUGUGAUUUGGAUAACGAUUGUCAAGAUGGCUCUGAUGAAUUGUAUUGUCGUAACAAGACAUGCGAUGCUUGGAUGUUCCGUUGCGGCGACGGUUUGUGCAUUUACAAGACAUGGCAAUGUGAUGGCGAAAACGAUUGCGCAGAUCAUUCUGACGAGAAAAACUGUUCAAAUCUUGUUCCGCCAAAAGGUUCGAGCAAAACGCCUCCCGGAUAUCUUCCCGACGAUACUUGCCACGAUUGGAUGUUUAAAUGUUCGAAUCAAAAGUGCAUCCCGUAUUGGUGGAAAUGCGAUACUGUCAACGAUUGCGGAGACAAUAGCGACGAAAUUGGAUGCGAAAAUAAUGCUACAACGAAUUCCGUGACAACAACAACGGAAAAAUCAACGAUAAAUCGCCCUCGUUGUCGUCCCAAUGAAUUUGCAUGUGAUUCGGGAAAUUGCAUCUCGAUGCGUUACGUGUGCGAUAAUUACACAGAUUGUGCGCAUGGAGAAGAUGAAAAAGCAUGUCCUCAAAAUCAACAAUGUAGCCCGGGAGAAUUCAGAUGCUUGAGUGACGGACUGUGUUUGCCAUUGUCGAAAUAUUGCGACAAAAUUAUCCAUUGUGCAGAUGGAAGCGAUGAGAAUUGUCAAUUCCCCGUGUAUCCGGCGAAAAAUAAUAAUUGCGAAAAUAAUCCGGGAAUGUUUAUUUGUGAUGACUCGUGUUUGCCUCUUAUGAAGAAAUGUGAUGGCAAAGUUGAUUGUAUCAUCACGGGCGAAGAUGAGGACAAGAAAAUGUGUUCAAAUUUCCAACGUGUAUAUCAAGUAAUUCAAAUUGGAGUUGAUGAACGAACAUUGAAUGCAACAAGUUUCCUCAUCUAUUGGUGGAUUCCUGUGCCUGCAAACAUCACGUUCGAAUAUUUGCCGUCAAUUUACAUCAACGGAAGAUGGCAAAAUAACACAGAUUGGAUCGAAACAGCAACGGAUUACAGAUUUACGAAACUUUUGCCAUACACAGUCUAUAAUGUGACAGUUUAUGUUCGUAUCAAGGGCAGUAAGAACGUUUUCCCGCCUCAUUUGUUCUAUGAAGUUGCAACGAGCGAAGGCAUUCCAACUGUUCCCUUGAAUGUUUCCGUAACUCAAAUCAAUGGAUCACGCGUUCAAGUUUCAUGGGUUCCUCCAAAAGCCAUUAACGGGCAUCUCGAAGACUAUUUCAUCUUCUACAGAGCUCAAGUAGCAAAAACUGGCAUGGUUUCAUCUGUUCGAGUUGGCGCAUUGGAAAAUUCAACAAUUAUCGAAUCCGAGUUCAAAGACAAUGUUGUUUACGAAUUUUGGGUUAAAGUGAAAAAUCGUCGUUUCUCAUCGGCGCCUUCUGAACACGUAACUCUAAAAUUCGAUGGAACAGCAAACAUUGACGCCAUUACAGGAUUAAAGAUCGAAAGUCAAGAAAACGAUUCAAUUACCGUGUCAUGGGAUAAAGUCAAAAAAGCUGAUGGAUACAUUUUGCAACCGAUUUUGCCGCAACCAUAUCCGCGUCUUGAUUCGUUCAAAACCAAAGAUGCUCGUGUCAAAAUGGAGAAACUCGUGCCAGGCGUACAAUAUGUUCUGAAGGUAUCUGCUUACGUGAAACGAUAUGUUGGGCGCCCACAAACUCUGAUAUUCACAAUUCCGAAAAUUGAUCCGUUGCCCGUCGUGAAGAACGUAAAUGUCGUCAAAGCGGGAGAUGUUAUUAAAGUAACGUGGGAUAAAGCAACACAUCCAACAUACUCAAAUCUCCAUUAUGGCAUCUAUUAUGGCACGACGUUGGAUGAGUUGGCAGAAAAACCUCGAUUGAAGACAAUUAACACGAACAUCGAAAUAAAAAAUAUGAAGCCAUGCGAAUCGUAUUUAGUGAGUGUGAAUGUUAUCGAACCCAUUGGACCUGGACCUUUGUCAGAUCCGAAAAUAAUUGCAACAGGAUUCAAAUUGACUGAACCUCCGAGAAAUUUGCAAGUUGACAUCAAGGGAUCAGAUAUGUAUGUUACAUGGGAACCAAGUUGUCCGUUGUUGACGAAUGCAAAUCUUGUCGAAUAUAUGAUUACUGUUCGUGAACAUAUUCUCAACAAAACGAAUCACGUAACGAUUCAACCGACGCCAAAUCGCACUUUAGUUCAUCAUUUCGGAGGAAUUCCAAAAGGAUCACAUUAUACAGUUACUGUCGCUAUAAAUACGGAAAAAGCUCAACCUGCAGUCGCUGAAGUUUCAGCAGAUCCUCUUCCUUCGCCAACUCAAUUGCGUGUUUGGCCUGAAAAGAAUGGCUCGUAUUCCGUGCAUUGGAAAGAGAUCGACUUCCAUGAUGAAAAACACAAAUAUGAGACUGUCGUAUUCGAGGGUAUGGGCAUCAAUGGCACACAAGUUGCAAUAAUUGAAGCCAAAGAAGCGCCCGUUCAAAUCCAUCAGAGUCAUUUGGGAGGCGUAUCGGCAGCUGGAAAAGUUUUUACUGUUGGUGUUCGUAUGAAGACUGAAAGGGGAUUCAUCUCCAACAUCGAUAACAUUGAAUACAUUGAAGUACAACCGGAUGGUUUGCAAACGAAUUCCUACAAAGCCGGCGGAUCAUCAUGGUUGUGGUUUAUUGUAUCGGGACUUGUGAUUGCCGCACUCGCAGGCACAAUUUUCUUCCUCGUGCAACGACAGCGAAGAUUGCAAAGCAGUUUCAGUCGCUUCGUUAAUGGUCAUUAUGAUACAAAGACUGGUGCAACGCGUUUCUUCGAAGACGAACACGAACAUCAUCACGAAACAGCUACCACAUUUGCGGAUGAUGAACCUCUUGUGGAAGCAUAAAAUGAUUAAUAAGCUAUAAAGUUUUAAGUACAUACUAUUAGGAAAUAUUUGUAAAAUAUUUAAAAAAAAAAGUUUUUAUUACCUCUUGAAUGUCGUCGUAUCGUCAUCGUCAUCGUCGUGAAAAUAUUAUUAUUAUUAUAAAUUUAUAUAAAAAUUGAUUUUACCCUUUAAUUAAUGAAAAAAGAAUAGAAAGUGUAUAAAAUUUAGAAAGAAAUAUUUAUUUAGCGAAGAAAAUAUAAUAAGAAGAAAAUGCUAAAAUUUAGGAGCAAUAAAUUUGUUUAUACUGAGA